Cavia porcellus (domestic guinea pig) is the source of this 2255-nucleotide messenger RNA. RefSeq names its product 14-3-3 protein eta-like. The record is from RefSeq and is a predicted model, not a curated record. Lineage: Eukaryota; Metazoa; Chordata; Mammalia; Rodentia; Caviidae. The transcript has a single exon. The coding region runs from base 221 to 961 and encodes 246 amino acids. Gene Ontology annotation, biological process: signal transduction; intracellular protein localization. Gene Ontology annotation, cellular component: cytoplasm.
GGCGCGAGCCAGAGCGCGGGGCGAGCCAGGGAGCAGGCGCGAGAAAAGCUCUGCCAGCAGCACGCAGCCCACAGCCUCUGGCCAGCCGGCCGGCCACCCAGUGCGCGUGCGCGGCUUCUGCAGCCAGCCGGGACCAGACCUGCGGACAGCGCAGCCGGCGAGUGAGCCUUGCGGGGCGCUAGGCGAGGUGGAGCCCGACACAGCCCGAGCCGCCAGCGACAUGGGGGACCGCGAACAGCUGCUGCAGCGGGCGCGGCUGGCCGAGCAGGCAGAGCGCUACGAUGACAUGGCCUCCGCCAUGAAGGCAGUGACAGAGCUGAAUGAACCCCUUUCCAGUGAAGAUCGCUAUCUCCUCUCCGUGGCCUACAAGCAUGUGGUUGUGGCCAGGCGGUCUUCCUGGAGGGUCAUCAGCAGCAUCGAGCAGAAAGCCAUGGCCGAUGGAAACGAAAAGAAAUUGGAGAACGUCAAAGCUUACCGGGAGAAGAUUGAGAAAGAGCUGGAGACAGUUUGCAACGAUGUCCUGGCUCUGCUCGACAAGUUCCUCAUCAAGAACUGCGGCGAUUUCCAGUAUGAGAGCAAGGUGUUUUACCUGAAGAUGAAAGGUGAUUACUACCGCUACCUGGCAGCGGUGGCUACUGGGGAGAAGAGAAACAUCGUGAUUGAAGCCUCGGAGGCGGCCUACAAGGAAGCCUUUGAGAUCAGCAGAGAGCACAUGCAGCCCACGCACCCGACCCGCCUGUGCCUGGCCCUCAACUUCUCUGUCUUCUACUACGAGAUCCACAGGGCCCCCGAGCAAGCCUGCCUGCUAGCCAAACGGGCCUUUGACGACGCCAUAGCCGAGCUGGACACACUGAAGGAGGAUUCCUAUAAGGACUCCACGCUCAUCCUGCAGUUGCUGCGAGACAACCUCACCGUCUGGACCCGGGACCAGCAGGAUGAAGACGCACCAGAAGGCAACUGAAGAGCCUUCGGGGCCCUGGCCCUUCGUCGUCCCCCCCCCCCCCCGCCGCCCCCAUCAUCACCGGUUCUUCCCUGCCAUGCUCACUGAACAUCUAAACCCGCCGUCGGUCUUGGCAGCACCCCUGCUCAGAGCUGCUGUCCUGUCCCCGGGGAGGCACUUUCAGGUCAGCCUCCCUGGGCCUCGCUGGACUGACGGUGGCUCUGAGCCCGCAAGAUCGCCCUUCUGGGGCUGUGCAGAAAAGGGUAUUGCCCAUGAGGCAAUGGCUAUGCCUGUUGAUCUGUGGCAAGUCCAGGUGAAUGUAACUGGGGCUGUGGAGAGGAGAGGUAGCCGGCCACGGGCUAGGGUUGGUAUGGGAAACAAGCUGAUAAGUGUUUUUGUCCAGCAGUACAUCUGGUGCAUGCAAAAGUGAACGCGACCCUCCCACCUGUUUGUUCAGCUCAUGGGAGGCUUAGGGGGAGCUGAGGCAGGGAGGCAACUUGCUCCCUUCCAUCAGCUUUCCAAUGCAGUGUUUAAUGUGAGGUUUCAGUAGCACCUUGUUUUGCCUCUCUGAUCUAGGACGCGCGCAAACCUUCUUCACAAUGUAAUGCAUCUGCGGUUUUGAUGUGUGUAGCUUGUUUGGUUUGGGUUGCGAUUGUUUAGGGCUCAUGGAAUUUAUUGGUUUCUCUGUAACUCCCUGGCCAUUGUCCUCGUGUAUCCUGACAGUGCCAUGUGCGUCAGCCCCUGUCAGUCGAGAGGGGUGAUUAUGAGUGUCAGACUCCUAAAAUAAAUGUUUUGGAAUCCAAAGGGUAAAUAAAUGCUGCCUUGGGGGAUAUGAAAAAGUCAAACAAGAAACUGGCAAAUGUAUAGCAUGUAACAGGCCUUGGGUUCAAUCCCCAGCCCUAUCAAAUAAAUACAUAAAUACCUGAAUUAUGUGAUGGGGGAGAUUCCAAACUGUACAUGAAAAAAGUUAAUUUGUUUCCGGAAAUUGCCAUUUAAUCUGAAAGUCCGUGACCAUUUUCCAAGGUGCUGUGAAUCUGUGUAUGACUUUGUGCUAUGGCUAUCUUCUGGGGACAUUUCCAUGUGUUACUCCGCCUAUGAGAUAUAGUCAGAUGUAGAAUGAAUAAAUGUGACUUUAUUUCAGCACCGUUCCGCUUCACAUUCAAUCAAGGAAGCUGUUGCUUUUUCUGUCCUGUUAACCACUUUGUUCUUUGGUAACAUCAUUUUACUAACAUGGCUUUUAUUGAUAAGCAUAAGUAUUGUAUGAGGUGUGUAGUAACAUUAAAGCUUCUCUUGAAUAAAGGAAUUUUAUGUAUGA